This is a messenger RNA of Eupeodes corollae, 717 nucleotides long. It is a transcript of the gene Pfdn5, whose product is annotated as probable prefoldin subunit 5. Gene Ontology annotation, cellular component: cytoplasm; prefoldin complex. The transcript has 3 exons. The record is from RefSeq and is a predicted model, not a curated record. Gene Ontology annotation, biological process: protein folding; regulation of DNA-templated transcription. Bases 119 to 577 code for a protein of 152 amino acids. NCBI's taxonomy places the organism in Eukaryota, Metazoa, Arthropoda, Insecta, Diptera, Syrphidae.
CCCAGAAAGUUCCCUUGUGCUUUGCCUUUGAUUCUUUGAAAAGAAAUCAAUCGAGGACCAUUUGUUUCGUUUUUGUCGAAUUAAAUAAAUUAUUCGGAAAACAAAUCAAUAUUCAAAAAUGGCAUCGAGUACCUCAGGUGGUGAACAAAUAGAUCUGGAGAAACUGAGCAUGGAGCAGUUACAACAAAUCAAAGCUGAAUUCCAAUCCGAAGUUGAAGCCAUCCAAGACUCAAUCCAAACCCUCUACAACUGCAAAGCCAAGUACGCCACCUCUAAAGAAGCCCUCGAACAAGUACAACCCGACUGGCAGGACAAGGAGAUCCUUGUCCCACUGACAAGCAGCAUGUACGUCCCCGGAACAAUCAAGGACAUGAAUAAUUAUGUGAUCGAUGUUGGAACUGGCUACUAUGUUGAAAAAGAUCUCGAAACGUCGAAAGACUAUUUCAAGCGCCGAGUAGAGUACGUGCAGGAACAGAUGGAGAAAAUCGAGAAGAUCCAAUACCAGAAGAGCAGAUUCCUGAGUGCUUUGAUCAGUGUCAUGGAACAGAAGCAGCAAAUGGCCAAGCAAGCAGCUUAAUGCACCCGAAUCCAACCCAUUUCAUCACAAACGAAAAAUGAUUCUCUGUUGUCACGCCCAACACCAGCAAUUCAGAAUAAGCAUUUAAGAAAAAGAAAUAAAAUUAAAAAUGAAACCAGAAGUGAGUUUCGAAAUCGAAA